CCCACAAUGUGCAUGCGCAAACAGAAGUGCGUGCGUCGGACGAGGGACGGGUCGCUGUUAAUUCAACGAGAAGCUGCGAACGCUCUUCAGAUUUCCUGUAGAAUGAGUGUGGGUGAUAAAGUAAGCGAGCUCCUGGGGACUUAGAGGCUGUUAUCACAGUGGAUUCAAUCAAAUCUUGUUCCAGUGCUUUUUUUUUUUUUUUUUUUCCUCACACGCUAUAAAUUUGCAAAGCAUGCAAAGUUGCAUAUAUUUUCAUCUUGAAAGGCAACAUGCACCCACAAUAGCUCAUGGACAGCAAGUGCUUGGCUGACAUAUUGGCGUCUGCGUCUCUGCAUCGAGGUCAGGAUGUCUAAAUGUGAGCUGAUAGAGCUGCAGGAUCUCAGUGUAAAUGAUCCCAUCGAGCUGGCCGCUCCAGCUGUCCAUGUAGCCCCGUCGACUGGAAACCUGGGUCAUCCCAGCCACUACUGUGUCGUCCGUCUGGUUGGAGACAACGUCAGCAUUGAGGCCCCUGGUCAUCACACAGGAGAGACUGGUGUGGGUCAUGAUUUCCAGCCCUACAGUCAUGCACAUCUCACCUGGUGUGACCUGUGUGGUGAAUUCAUCUGGGGGCUUUAUAAACAGAGUUUACGCUGCACCAACUGCAGCUACACUUGUCACUACCGGUGUCGACCGUCCAUCCAGCUGGACUGCAUGACACAUGGAAGUUUGUUAGCAGAGCAUGCAGCUUUAUCUGAUGACUGCAUCGAGACAGACACAAAUGUGGAUGAACAGAUCGAGUUGGGUAAACAGGAGUUAAAUGUUAGUGAGAUUCAACAGAAGGUGAAGGAAUACAAUGCUCAGAUCAGCAACAAUCUCUACAUGGUGGAUAAUAAAGAUGGGUCCUACACUGGUUUCAUCAAGGUCCACUUUCAGUUAGUUCGUCCCAUUUCCCUCCCUCCUCCUCGUCAGAGUUUGAGCUUGAUGCAGGAAGAUGAUUAUCAGGGAAGACGGAUGAAACGGCGGACAUCAUUCUACCUCCCCAAAGAUGCUGCAAAGCACCUACAUAUAAGCUCUGAAACACGGGUACGAGAAGUCAUCGAAGCACUGCUCAAUAAGUUCACCGUUGUGGACAACCCGGCAAAGUUUGCCUUGUUUGAACGCACAGAGAGACAAGGUCAAGUGUACAUGCGUAAACUGUCUGAUGAUGAGCGUCCUCUGUACCUGCGCUUGUGCGCUGGCCCCAGUGAAACAGUCUUAAGCCUGGUUCUGAAAGAGAACGAGACAGGGGAUGUAAAUUGGCAUGCAUUUAGCUUUCCUGAGUUGUGCAACUUCCUGCGAAUCCUCCAGCGGGAGGAAGAAACACACGUAAGAGAGAUCGUGAAGCGCUAUGCUCUUGCUAGAGACAUGAUGAAUCAAGCCAUGGCCCGGAUGACUACACCGGGUUGACACCGAGACACUCAGCUUCACACUGGAAUAAUUAGAAGACAUUCUUCCAUGAAAAGUGUCAAUAAGAAAUUUUAUGUCAUGGUAAAGGGGAAUGAAAUAGCUCAGGUGAUGAUGUUGUAUGGAUUAGAGAUUGGUAAUAAAGCAGGGAGUUUGCUGUAAUAUUUAAUGUGAAUUACUUAAAGGUUCAGUUCAGGGUGAUUUUGAUCUAGUACAGCUAUGAACUGGACUGACUCAAAACAUAUGAAGUUGUUUUGGACUAACUGAUCACACUUCUGUCUUUAAACAUCAUGCUGCUUGAUUAGAUUAUUUAAAGUGACAUGUUAAAUUUUUCUUAGUUUAUCUGGUUUAUCAUCUUAUACUCAGUUUUCCUCAUGUUGCUAUGAUGGUUUUUAAAAUUGUGGCACUUUAAUCAACCUGUGAAAAUGAGUUGGGUAAGCUGAAAUGUGUGGAUAUUCAGAUGAUCUAAUAAAGUGUGAAAAAUGGCUGUUUAAUA
Messenger RNA from Oreochromis niloticus (Nile tilapia), 1918 nucleotides. It is a transcript of the gene rassf1, whose product is annotated as Ras association domain family member 1. The coding region runs from base 346 to 1425 and encodes 359 amino acids. The transcript has 7 exons. Gene Ontology annotation, biological process: Ras protein signal transduction. NCBI's taxonomy places the organism in Eukaryota, Metazoa, Chordata, Actinopteri, Cichliformes, Cichlidae. Gene Ontology annotation, cellular component: nucleus; microtubule cytoskeleton. The record is from RefSeq and is a predicted model, not a curated record.